Messenger RNA from Penicillium hordei, 411 nucleotides. RefSeq lists its product as uncharacterized. The coding region runs from base 1 to 411 and encodes 136 amino acids. NCBI's taxonomy places the organism in Eukaryota, Fungi, Ascomycota, Eurotiomycetes, Eurotiales, Aspergillaceae. The transcript has 3 exons. The record is from RefSeq and is a predicted model, not a curated record.
AUGUUUCGCACGGCUUUCUGGCCCUUCUCUUCCUUGCGCUACACUAGAAGCGCUCGCACCACGCGAUAUUUUCAUCAGGUCACAACAGAUUUUAUUACCUAUGAUGCGAGAGGAAAUCUGGUUACUAGGAAGGUGCCUAUUAUUGUUGGUAACCCAGAAGAAACUUACUUUUUGAUCGAACAAGGGGUUGGUAGUGCACUCCGUGCUGCUAGUCCCCUUAUAUCAGCCUCCGUAGCUAGUGCUGAAGAUAGAUGUAAACUUACGUUUUUCCACGAUUCGCAAUACUUUGGCUUUGAAGCAUCAAGUUAUCCCCGCCUCUAUAUCCCAAGUCAAAUCCCUCGCCAAACAGAGUCAAGCAUAAGCCCCGCAACUUGGUUCUUAGGCGGAAAGAUGCACGAGAUAGUAUACUGA